Messenger RNA from Lactuca virosa, 732 nucleotides. Lineage: Eukaryota; Viridiplantae; Streptophyta; Magnoliopsida; Asterales; Asteraceae. The record is from the annotation of a GenBank genome assembly.
AUGGCUCAUUCUACAAAUUCUUAUUCUGAUUUUGUAUCAACAGUUGUUCCAAAUGAUGAAUAUGAUGAAGAAAUCUAUGUAAAAAAGAGAAUUGAUGAUAGAAAAUAUGUUAAAGGAUUGAGAAAGAUUAAAGAAGCAAAAAGGAAGAAGAAUAGUGGGGACAAUCGUGCAACAAUAAAAAAGCAAAAAAAUAUGAAAGAGGAAAAGACUGUGAAAGAUAUAUUGAAGGAGUUGCCUUCAAUAAACACUAGAUCGACACCUGGAUUGAUGACGGUGGCUGUAAGUUCUUUAACAUCAGAACAAAAAGAUUGGGUGAAGCGGAUGGGAUUUAAAGCAUUUUUGAAGAUCAAAAUUAAGAGUAUUCCUUUAAAACUUUGCCAUUUUGUGCUUGAGCAUUAUGACGAAGGCACGGACAAUAUUUUGAUUCGCGGAAAAAGAAUAAAGAUCACAAAGGAAAAAAUUCAUAAAGUGUUCGGUUUACCUAAAACUAGAAAAAGCUUAUUUGACUUGGAUAUGCUAAUCUACAGCGAUGAAAUUGAAUGCAAGCUCCAAAAAAUAGAACGUAAAACACCAUUAGUUACGAUGUGGACAACAGAUAAGUUGAAUGAAAGACAAUCUUUUGAGAUUGAAGCUGGUGGAUUUGGGGUUGGAAAUCUAAUUGAACAAAAUUCAAAUUUGGAAGGUGGCAAGAAUGAGAAUCAGGACACACGUAUUGAGGUAUAUUCAAAAUAG